CGUUAUUAUCCUGCCUAAUCUGACAGUGGCGAAUACAGAGUGAUAUGGGCAACCUCAGACAGGUGGAGGAGACGUCCUUAAGCAGCUGAACCGCACCGUGGUUGGACUUGGGGACUGGGCUGGGCUGCGGGACGAGCGGCGGUGGACGCUGUGCACGCUCGGUGCGCGGAUCCUCCUGCGGCUGCUGGAUUCACAAUAUGAUACCAAACCCAAAACAUGCGUUGGCUUGGCUGAUUCUCCCCAUCCUGCGCCUCCUCACACAUGCUGGACACUUAAACGUGAACGCGGGGAGGACGAGGGAUAGUAGUUGCGAUGGAUAAAUGAGGAAUACGCAUGGACAUUAUUUUUCCCCCUGAGAAUAAUUGUUUAUAAUAACCAUCGCUCGCCUGUUUUGGCAAUGGAGAACCAAGCAGCCGAGCCGCAGAACUAUGAAGAUGUACAGAAAAGCGGGUAUCUCCGCAAGCAUAAAUCAAUGCACCGGCGAUUUUUCGUGCUGAGGGCGGCCUCGGAGCAUGGUCCCGCUCGACUUGAGUACUACGAGAACGAGAAGAAAUUCCGCAGUAAAUCACCUGUGCCCAAAAAAGUCCUGAACCUGGAGACUUGCUUCAACAUAAACAAGCGGGCAGAUUCCAAGAACAAGCACAUGAUAGUGCUUUAUACCCGCAGCGAGAGCUUUGCCAUCGCUGCAGACAGCGAGGAGGUCCAAAAUGAGUGGUACCAAGCAAUGCUGGACCUUCAGGGCAACUGUAAAACCCCUGAAGACUAUGGAAGCAGUGGAGAGUGUAGCUCUCCAUCUCCUGUUCCAACCUUCAAGGAAGUGUGGCAGGUCAAGGUUUGGCCUAAAGGUCUUGGACAUGCCAGGAAUUUAGUAGGCAUCUACCGGCUGUGCCUAACUGACAAGACAGUCAACUUUGUCAAGCUCAACUCUGAUGUGGCCUCUGUAGUGUUGCAGCUGAUGAAUGUCCGAAGAUGUGGUCAUUCAGAGAAUUUUUUCUUCAUUGAGGUGGGGCGCUCAGCUAUUACUGGCCCCGGAGAGUUCUGGAUGCAGGUGGAUGACUCCGUGGUGGCUCAGAACAUGCACGAGACCCUGCUGGAGGCCAUGAAGGCCCUUAGUGAGGAGUUCCGUCAGCGCAGUAAAUCUCAGUCUGUGGGAACAUCAUGUGGAGGUGGUACUGCUUCAAAUCCCAUCAGUGUCCCGAGCCGUCGUCAUCACCCAAAUCUGCCACCGAGCCAGGUGGGCUUCUCGAGACGGGCACGCACGGAGACCCCCGGAACAGGAGGCAGCAGCACGAGCACAUCACCUACAUCGCGCCACGGGUUUCCAAGGGCGCGAACAGCCAGCAUCGGAGCCAGGUCGGAGGAGAGUGGAGCAAGUGCCAAAGGGACGUGGGCCAGCUCCAGCCCAAGUCUCAAUGGAUCCUGCUCAACUACCCCAACUCUGAGACCCAAGCCCACCCGGGCCCCAACCCCUGCUAAGAUUACCCUCAGCCUUGCACGUUACACACCUAACCCUGCUCCUUCCCCUGCGCCGAGUCUGUCCUCCAGCUCUGGUCAUGGCUCAGAGUGUGGACUAGUGGGGGCAGCGGUGGGAGGCAUGACGAUCUGCUCCUACCCUCGUGUAUCACAAAGAGUUUCUGUUUCAGGUUCACCGAGCGACUAUGGAUCCUCAGAUGAGUACGGCUCCAGUCCCGGCGAGCACUCUCUGCUCCUACCAAGCCUGUCAGGACAUCACGUACAUGGAGAAGGCUCCUCUAGCUAUAUCGUCAUGGGACAGCGAGAGAGUCUGCUUGGUUCCCAUCAUCGCUCCAAAGGCAGACGGAUACUGCGGCGUUCAUCCAGUCGUGAAUCAGAGGCAGAACGCAGACUGCUCAGUAAGAGGGCUUCCCUGCCUGUGGCGUCCCACGAGCGGCUGACUCCACAUAGAAAAGAUGAAGAUGAUGAGGACGACAAAGAAUACGCCAUCAUGUCGCAGAGCGCUAACACACAGCGAGCUGAUUUGCACCAUGAUUCAGGCAGACUGAGAGUUGGGGGUGGGCAACUUGUAGGGGAGAAUAGGAAGAGGUCUGACAAAAGCGGGGAAGAAGUGGACAGAGGCGCAGCUGUGGAUAGUGGCUAUAUGUCAAUGUUGCCUGGAGUGACAUCUCCUCCUGUUUCACUUUCUCUCUCAAUAGGUAUUUCUGACUCCGGUACUAAACCCGGGGCAGAUGACGAAUACAUGGCCAUGACCCCCAACAACAGCGUGUCCCCCCCUCAGCAUAUCCGCCAGCCCAGUUCAGAGGGCUACAUGGUCAUGUCUCCCAAUAGCAGCAGCUCCACAGACCUGCAUGGACUAGGCAUGUGGGAUAGCAGGGGCAACAUGGAGAGCCGGGCUGCCAGUGACUACAUGAACAUCUCACCUGUCAGCAGCCGCUCUGCUUGCAGCACACCGCCUUCCCAUCCUGAACAGCACCAACUUCAACCAAAAAUGUUCAACUCCUACUUCUCACUGCCACGAGCUUAUCAACACACUCUCUACACUCGCUUUGAGGAUGACUUGAACAAAGGAGAAGGAAAAAAAGAUGGCAGUGGGCACGAUAGUGCUGGACGGGGAGGAGGAGUUGGAUAUAGCAAGAGAAACAAAAUUGCAAUGGGCGCUGCUGGAAGCUGCCAACUUUCCAUGUCUUCCUCUUCUUUCUCCUCUAGCUCUGCCAGUAGUGAAAGCCUCGAAGACAAGUCCAUAUCAGCGGGGAGAGGGUUAAGUUUAUUAAGAACCGGAGCAGAAUACAAGAGUGCAGGAACAAGCACGAAAGAUGGGCGUCACCACCAAAAACGUGCAUCGAGCAGUAAGAGUCCAAAGCAACAAAGGCGGGGUCGUCCCCUCAGCAUGUCUUCAGACAUUACUAAAGCAAACACGCUGCCCAGGGUUAAAGAAAAUCUGCCGCCAUCAGUGUCUCAGAAUGUUGGUGAGUAUGUCAGUAUUGUCUUCAAGGAAGACAGUAAAUAUGGCGAAGGACGAUGUGCAGGUUCCGAACGUCCUGUGAUCCAUGGAACGCUCCGACCCGUCAAUCAACCGCUCCUCUGCCAUGAUAAUCCUGCUAACCUUCCCCGCAGCUUCUCUGCACCAUUGUCCACCUCUGCUGAGUACGUCAGCAUGGAUUUAGGGAAAUCCUCAACACCAGUGACUCAUGUUAGAUCCACAUUCAGCACCCAACAGGGCCCACCAGCUGUUACCCCCAAGGCCCGACACGAGCACGGCACGUCCUCUCCUCUGGCCGCAGAGGGCAACGUGGGCUACAGAACAAAAAUAAAGACAGCAGCAGCGCUGACAGAAGUCCCGCCUCCAUUUACGGAGAGCAAAGCCUCAGAUCCCAGCACUUCAGCACGACCUGCCAUCCACUCUGGUCAACCCUUACCUGUGGAGCAGGAGACAGGUUUGGGCUUUUCCCCAGUCAAGUCCUUCCAGUCUCCGGAGCGGAGCAGCAGACUGGUCCGAGGUGACCAGCAGGGACGCCUAAGCCACUGCCCAGAGACAUUUAAUUCACCUCCCUCACUACCACGCCACGCAUCCUCUUCUACCUCCCUCUUCCCAGAGGGCAGCCAGGCAGUGGGCCAUCGGCAUGGUUUGGACUGCUCACUGUGGGAGAGCGGGCAGGCUGCUAGUAUGUCUGCCACACCUCCACCUCAAGCCUCCACCUCAUCUGGAGAACAAGGCCUUAAUUAUAUUGACCUUGACUUGGCCAUUAAGGAGAGCCCUCAAGCUGGAGUGGAGCACACCUCUUCUGCCUACAACAUGGGAGGAAGCGCUAUGGGUAGCAGUGCUGGCUCCAGCCUCAACACUUAUGCCAGUAUUGAUUUCUAUAAAUCAGAAGAAUUGAGAGCACACCAGAACAGUAGAAAAGAUGGUCAAGACUGUUGAUCUCCAUCUUCGUCUUGGAUCUCAGAGUGACAGUCCGUCAGGGGACGGGUGGCAGCCCGAUCUGUUGCCACAACAGAACUGUACACUGGAGUCUGAACACUGAAACCCUGGAAAACUCAUCCCCAUCCCGUCUGCUGUUUUCUGUCAACCAAACGUGUGCCAAACACACCACACACACAGACACACACAUACACACACACAUAUACACAACACACAGUCACAGGGUAAAGAAAAAGUUUCUUUUUUUUUUUUUUACCUUGUUUUUAAUAAUAAAAAAACGAACAUCUGAUCAUCAUUUAACUUCAUAUAGAUAAAGGAUGACAGUUAGGUGUGUAAUGGUGUGAGCUCACAGGUGGCCAUUAUGACAUUCAUGGACAGCCUGUUCUUCUUUUUGCCUACUUGAUCUAUAUUAUCAUGUUACUAACGCUCGUAUUUCAAAAACACUUUCAGGGAAUCUCGAAAAAUGUCCUUAUUUGCUUUUAAUUGAUGUUUGAGCCAGUCUAUUGGAAUCUUGUGUCUCAAGAUUUCAAGUGGCAGCUGCUAUAAUGAAGCAAUCUCAGCUGAGUUUUAAUGAGUGUUAAUUAUUGGAUCCUGUGGUUUUUGCCUUUGUAUUACUAUUUAUGCUACACCAUCCUUUGUCCAUGUAAGUUAAAGGAUCAUCAAACUGAGAAGGAAAACGCAGUUUGGCAGAGGGCUCAUACACGUACACACCCUGCCACUGUAAAUGUAUUUGAUUUAUCAUACACAGUUGCAAAAAAAAAAGACUUUACACUUAUUGAUCGCUGGUUUUGUGCUACCGAAGGACUUCAAAAUGUGCUUCUUUCUGGGGUGGUGGAUGGAAUUGGCAACGGAUUUGCGCUAUAGAGAUGAAAACACAGUUUCCUGUCAGUUUUUUGCAGACAAUAGGGAAGUGGUUGUGUGAAAAUCCCACAUAGCUUAUGCAAUCUUUGUGAAAUGCAUUAGAGUGUAAAGUCUGUGUUUUUUCACACAGAAUUCAGCUUUAUCCCCAAAGCUCCACAUGUGCACUCACGCAGGAUAUAUGUUUAUGUAGCCGCAUAAACUUAACAUGUCCCAUCAUGCCAUGUGGUUCGUUUUCAAAAUGUAGCCAUUGUUAAAGCCUAGUGAAAGCUCCUCUGUGGUAUUUUGGGAUAUUUAAUGGAUUUACUUAUACACUAUGUGGUGUUCAGGGUUUGAUAGCAAACUCAUGAUCCCCUUCAUCCUUAUUCCCAAACCUAAGUGACAGUUUAAUAACCUUCAGUAGCUGCAGCUGGCAUAAGAAAAGUAAUUUCACUGGACUCAUAUAUGCUGUAUUUGUUUUACAGCAUAAAUCCAGCAGAAGAAGUCACAUGAAAGCCUUCGCUGUCAUACAGGCAUUUUAUGAAAGUGAUUGAUGUCACAAUUAUACAGAAAAAAACUUACAUAGAUGCUCAAAAAUCAAUUCAUUAACCAUGAAUGAGCGAAACACUUGAUUAAAAUGACCAGAUUGACCUAAUAUUCUUGCUUGUCUGCUUUGGCAUAGAAGAAAAAAUGUCAGACUUAAUUUAAAAACAACAGAUAUACCAAAUUUUGUCCAAAUUAUGAAUAGUCCAUUCUAGCUCUUCUUUAUGUUUAACUGAGAAGAAUCGCUACGUAAGCAGUUAUUACACAUGAACUGAGCACACGCGACAGCUCUCUAAUGAAUCUGAGCGCUCAAGUUAUCCCCCAAUUCCACUUGAUAACCGUACAUUGGCUGAGACUGACACAUGACUGUCAAAUUACACGAUUCAAACGCCACACAGCCAGUUGAAAAUAGUAAGUUAAAUCAAAAUGUAAGCCAUCUUUGUAAUUAGUGUAUAAAAGAAAACAAAAUCAGUAAAUAUCUUAGGAAAAGAAUCAAUUUUGGAGUCCCUAACAGUCCCUUCAUGUUUUUAUGAGGACAGAUCAUACACAAUAUUACAAGGCUGUGUGAAUAAAAAAACAAAGAAUGCAAUGAUUUGCAAUUCUCAUAAACCCAAAUUUUAACUCACAUUAGAAUAUAGGAAAACAAAUAUCAAGUGUUCAAAUGGAGAAAAGGUACAAUUUUAAUUAAAAUAGCAGCUCAUUUCCAAAUGAGCUAAUGUUUUUCAUGAAAUAGUAAAAAAUCUGAUAUAUUUUCUAAGCCUUACUGUGAAUAAAAUUUGGGUUUAUGAGCUUUACAAUUUGUUGAAUCCUAUUUUUAUUUACAUUAUGCAUUUUGAACAAUUGUGUAGCACAAAAUCAUUGGAAACAUCAAAGUGUAAACACUUUUUGCAACUGAGCUGUUAUAACUGUAUAUUAUACUAUAGUGUAUACUAUAGUAUAGAAUAACAGAAACUAUAGUACGUGCUGUACUUUUUCUCAUUUGCAUAACAGUUAACACAAUUCUUAUAUAAAGUAACACAUUACAAUGGUAUACAAAAUAUACAGUAUACAUAUAUUGAUUAAUACUAUUUA
Haplochromis burtoni (Burton's mouthbrooder) is the source of this 6346-nucleotide messenger RNA. Its product is annotated as insulin receptor substrate 1-B. Gene Ontology annotation, cellular component: cytosol; plasma membrane. Lineage: Eukaryota; Metazoa; Chordata; Actinopteri; Cichliformes; Cichlidae. Gene Ontology annotation, biological process: insulin receptor signaling pathway. Bases 398 to 3895 code for a protein of 1165 amino acids. The record is from RefSeq and is a predicted model, not a curated record. The transcript has 3 exons. Gene Ontology annotation, molecular function: insulin receptor binding; phosphatidylinositol 3-kinase binding.